CCGGAGUUGCAACAUGUCCACUCUCCCCAAUGUGGGAGCCCGGUCAACGUCACGAAGCCCAAGGUUAUCAGACCUGAGAGUGAUAAAUUAUAUUCAGAUAUUUCUAUCAUUUGCCCAUUUAAGCACAUAAUAUUACAGCUAUCUUUGUCAGCUAGAUAUCAACAAAUCCCCUAAAAGUUGUUUCGGCGAUCUGGGAAUUUAAGACUUGUCCGACGGUUGGUUUCUAGGUCAUGGAUUUGGUUGCAAUCCAAGAUUACAUAAAGUCUAGACGAAAAUGAAGCAAUCCACAGGAUGGCAACGAGAUGACCUGAAGAUGCCUGGCCGCGAAAGCGCCGUCGAAUUAAUUGCAGAUAUACCUGACACAAUUCUACGAGCGGAACUCUACCGAAGAGGUGGGAUCAAAGGGCCCGAUAAUGAUAAGCCAUCAUGCGGCUCAAAGGAUGGAGGGGCCUACAACACCCCGGCACAUGUAAUGGCAUUGUUCCUCAUUCUAUUGCUGAGUACCUUGGCAUGUUCAUUUCCUGUGCUCGCCCGUCGGUUCCCACGUCUACCAAUACCACGGCGCUUUCUCUUCCUUUCUAGACAUUUUGGAACAGGGGUAUUGAUUGCUACGGCUUUUGUCCAUUUACUCCCUACAGCGUUUAUGUCACUUACAGACCCAUGUCUUCCUCGGUUUUGGAGUGAGUCAUACCGUGCAAUGGCUGGGUUUGUCGCCAUGGUUUCAGUCUUCGUUGUUGUGCUGGUAGAAAUGUUCUUUGCCAUGAAAGGAGCAGGCCAUGUUCAUGGAAGUGAAUAUGACCACUUGAUUAGUGAUGUCGGGGGGGAUACUGCAAGUGACUAUCAGAAUGAGGAAACUGGAUAUCCACAAGAGUCGGUAGAGAACAUUCACCUUGGUGUGCGAGACGAAAGCGGCACACGUACUUUGCUGCCGUUCUCUGCUUACAUGCCUGGAGACUCUACCGACGAUAGUGGUCAGUCACCGUCCAGGAACUCAAUCGCGCGCAAGGAGGACGUGAACAGUGGCCUUGAGGGGUCAGACCCCUAUAAUGUCUCACAUGCGAAUAGGCCUCAAAAUCAGUAUUCACACUGUGAAGUUCAUCGUCCUUCAGGUAUGCCACAUGAACAAAUAGAUACCGAGUUGUCUAUGCAAAAUCCGCAACGUCAGUUGCUUCAGUGUCUUCUCCUGGAGGCUGGCAUCCUCUUCCAUAGUAUUUUUAUUGGGAUGGCACUUAGCGUCGCAACAGGGACGUCGUUUGUUGUCCUACUCGUGGCCAUCUGUUUCCACCAGACUUUCGAGGGCUUCGCUCUUGGCUCACGUAUCGCAUCUCUUAUUCCGGACCUCUUUGCUCCAACCUCCAUGAAGCCCUGGCUCAUGUCACUUGCAUAUGGGACUACAACUCCAAUUGGUCAAGCGAUCGGUCUCAUUCUACAUAACCUCUAUGAUCCAACAAGCACGGCUGGUCUGCUCAUGGUUGGCAUCACGAAUGCGAUAAGUAGUGGACUUUUACUGUUCGCUGGGUUGGUGGAGCUUUUGGCCGAAGACUUUCUGAGUGAGUCGAGCUAUGCGACUCUACAUGGUCGAAGGCGCGUUGAAGCAUGUAUAGCAGUUGCCUGCGGGGCUUUGUUGAUGGCAUUGGUUGGUGCAUUUGCUUAAGAAUUACAUGUUCGUAGUUUAUACUUCUGUAUCCUUUAUUGAUGUAGACUUUGAGACUGUAUCUCUAAUACUUUCGUAAAUAUCACACUUCUU
Aspergillus alliaceus is the source of this 1747-nucleotide messenger RNA. Its product is annotated as putative ZIP family zinc transporter. Bases 275 to 1654 code for a protein of 459 amino acids. Gene Ontology annotation, cellular component: plasma membrane. Lineage: Eukaryota; Fungi; Ascomycota; Eurotiomycetes; Eurotiales; Aspergillaceae. Gene Ontology annotation, molecular function: zinc ion transmembrane transporter activity. The record is from RefSeq and is a predicted model, not a curated record. Gene Ontology annotation, biological process: zinc ion transmembrane transport. The transcript is spliced from 3 exons.